AUGGUUCACCUGCCGAUGGCCCGGCGCUUCAACUCCACCGGCGCAGUUAACGUGCUCAAGUUCGACCAGGCGCGCGCCGAGGCGAUCCGCAAGCGCGGCAGCCCCGGUUUAAAUGCAGCAGAGACGCAGCAGAAUGUUGAGGGCGGGAUUACGAACAUCGACGCGACGUCCCAGGUUGUGAGCUAUGUGGUCUCGACGCUUAUCGGCAACCCCCCGCACGAAUACCAGCUAUUGGUUGAUACCGGGAGCUCGAACACGUGGGCGGGCGCAGGAAAACCCUUCAUUCCGACCCUCUCGUCCCAGCCCACGGGCGAUUUGACGACUGUGCAAUAUGGCAGUGGGAUCUUCGUCGGAAUGGAGGUCGUCGAUCAAGUCACACUUGCCCCGGGCCUCACGCUUCCGAGGCAAUCGAUUGGAGAUGGCCUCGUCAGUAUGGGAUUUUCCGGGGUAGACGGUAUUCUGGGCAUCGGCCCCAAAGGCCUCACCUGUGGAUCAUUUUUGCCCGAGUUGGGAAAGUGUGUACCGACCGUCACGGACACCGCUUUCCAGCUUGGACUGCUCACGGAAUAUAUGGUCGGCAUCUCGUUCGCUCCAUCGGCCACUGAAGGGAGCACGAAUGGCGAGCUUACCUUCGGCGGCAUUGACACCACGAAGUUCAACGGACCUCUAGACUUCGUGCCUCUUACACGCAUUCAACCUGCGAACGCUUUCGUUGGCGUCGACCAGACGAUUACCUAUGGCAGAAACCAGUCGGUGGUACUCGACCGCUCCGCCGGUAUCCUCGACACGGGCACCACUCUCAUCCUGAUCGCCAGUGACGCUUUCGAGCGCUACACACAACUCACGGGCGCUACUGAAGACGAAGACGUCGGUCUCCUCAAGAUCACCCAAGAGCAGUUCAACAACCUGCAAAGCCUCUUCUUCACCAUCGGCGAGGUCGCAUACGAGCUCAUCCCCAACGCCCAGAUCUGGCCUCGCGCGCUCAACCCCGCAAUCGGCGGCGCGCCCGACUCGGUCUACCUCAUCGUCGCCGACAUGGGCUCCGUCUCGGGCCUCGGGCUCGACUUCAUCAACGGCAUGGCCUUCCUCGAACGCUACUACAUGGUCUACGACGUCGGCGGCUCCCGUGCGGGGCUCGCGCAGACGGCAAACACGUUUUCGGAGAUCAACUGA
Messenger RNA from Epithele typhae, 1173 nucleotides. Its product is annotated as aspartic peptidase A1. Gene Ontology annotation, molecular function: aspartic-type endopeptidase activity. Gene Ontology annotation, biological process: proteolysis. The record is from RefSeq and is a predicted model, not a curated record. The transcript is spliced from 11 exons. NCBI's taxonomy places the organism in Eukaryota, Fungi, Basidiomycota, Agaricomycetes, Polyporales, Epitheliaceae. Bases 1 to 1173 code for a protein of 390 amino acids.